Messenger RNA from Anthostomella pinea, 2094 nucleotides. NCBI's taxonomy places the organism in Eukaryota, Fungi, Ascomycota, Sordariomycetes, Xylariales, Xylariaceae. The record is from the annotation of a GenBank genome assembly.
AUGGCGUCCGACGAGCAUAUGGCUCCUCGGGUGACGCCGGCUGUCAUCGCGGGGAUGGUCAUUGACAAGGCAGCGGACCUCAUUGGGAGUGCAAAGGAAACUAAAACGGUGACGCUAGCGGAUGGCGAGAUGAGCGAUGAAAGCAGCUCGAGCUUGGCCGGUUCGGAGGACGAUGAGAAGAAAGACAAGGUCAUGGUCGGCAUGAUCUGCGACAAAAAGGGCCUCUACGAGAAGAUCGACCAGCAUAACAAGGCCACCUGGACCGACAAGUACCCCGAGGACUUGGAGGAAGCUGCCGAAAAUGAAGAGACCGAGAAGUACGCGCUCUUGAUUCGCAACAAGAAGAGCUAUGAUUCCCGCAAGAAGCUUGAGAUUGACAGCAUCGUCAUACAGAGCCCCCUCUUGAAGACGGUCAUGCGUGAUGUUCUGAAUGAUUACCCCGGUGUCACCACUACUCUUUCACGACUCACCUUCUCCGCCCCUUUCCAACCAUUCGUCCACCGCUGGUACCGGCUGGUCGCUGCGUUGGAGGGCGAGGGUGACUACGACGAGGAUACCAAGACGCAUUUGAAGCUUCUGCGCGACGUCCUUUACGAGGAACUGAGGGACGUCAUUGCUGCCACCGAGGACUACAUCAAGAACAAAGUCGUCACCUACGACCACAUUUGGACAAUAUUUCAACCUGGAUGCAACAUUUACGCCAGUCGAGGAGGAAAGCCGGUUGUUGUCCGUCUGGCUGACGGCCAAUUCAUUCAGCACGCGAAACUCGGCCCUUGUUUCCACCUCAAGUGCGAGAGAGUGGAUUGGGACGGCUCCAAGUUCGGCUACACCACAUCAUCUCACUUCAUCCUCCCCUUCGUCGGCACCACUCCAGUUACUGAUCUGGACAGUUACCCUCUGUCUUACCAUUCUGACGAGGGUGCCAUCACUGCGAAGCUGACCGCCCGCGGCCGUCUCUUCGAAGGACUGGCAGGCUAUCACUAUAGAGAAUACAAAGGUGUUGCCAUUCAGACCACCCAAUACGGCCCUUCGUUGAUCACCGUCGAUGGUCGUAUUGUUGUCGAUGGCGACGCCCACAGUAACGCUAACCCCAAUCAGCAAUUGUACCUUAAGCCGCUUAACCGCGUUGAGCCGACACGAAGCAAUCGAGACCCAGGUUAUGGCUCUGACGACGAGUCCGACUACGAGUUCUACGAUGAAUACCCCUCCUAUGGAGAAGAGGAUGCAUUUCUGGACCACUCGAAGAAGACCGUGCCGCUCACGGAGGAGGAGCUGCUCCUCUGCACGCCGGUUAUCCGCGGAUACGCUCUGAAGCCGAAGCUGUGGCUCGAGUUCUUCGUCGAGUCGGUCUGCGAUAUCGCCUUCAACUCGAAGGCCUUCGACUCGCUCGUGCUGCCGGCGGGCCACAAGUCGCUGAUCCUCGCGUUCGCGCAGAGCCAGGUCAAGAACAAGACGGCGUUCGACGACGUCAUCUCGGGCAAGGGCCGGGGCAUCAUCAUGCUGCUGUCGGGCGGGCCCGGCAUCGGCAAGACGCUGACGGCCGAGUCGGUGGCCGAGGACAUGCGCGCGCCGCUGUACAUGAUGAGCGUGGGCGACCUGGGCAUCAACUCGCGCGAGGUCGAGGCGAACCUGACCAAGGUGCUCGACAUGGUCGCCAAGUGGGACGCCGUCCUACUGCUCGACGAGUGCGACGUCUUCCUCGAGGCGCGCAGCCCGCACGACCUCGACCGCAACCGGAUCGUUUCUAUUUUUCUGCGCACCCUCGAGUACUACGAGGGCAUCUUGUUUUUGACCACCAACCGCGUCCGCAACAUGGACGAGGCCUUCCACUCGCGCAUCCAUUUUAGCUUGGAGUACCCGCCGCUCGACGAGCAGGCGCGCCGCGCUGUGUGGAGGGGGUUCCUGGACCGCCAGGGCGGCCAUGAGGUCGGCGAGCAAGAGGUUAAGAAGCUGGCACGGCUGGAUAUCAAUGGGCGCAUUAUCAAGAAUGUGCUAAAGACCGGCACGCUGCUUGCGUCGCACAAGGAUGAGAGGUUGGGCUUUGAGCACUUGCAGACUGUGUUGCAGGUCGAGGGUCGGGCGAUGGCUGAGUAA